AUGCCAAUCCACAAGAUCAACGACGUGGUAAUCCCAACUCUGAUUCAUUACCUGUCCAAAUGCAAUCCCCGUCUUUGUUCGUCCGAGAGUGGUGAUCCCUCUCCACUUCAGGAGACGUAUGAUAAAAUUGACGGAGAUCUUUCCGACAUCAAAACAACCCUUGAAAGACUCAAAGAAUGGGAAGACCGCCUCAACGCUCUUACCAAAAAGUUGAUGCUCUACGAUUGGGAAGCUCUCUGCAGUGAAGAAACAAACUCUGUUGAAGAAAUUCCUAAAGUCCAUGAGAUGGUAUCGGGAUUGAAAUCCCACAUUUCUCUGCCUCUUGAAACCUCUUUAGCUCCUAAAUCUUCCGACAAUUCUCACCUUCCCAUAUCCGAAAAUGCAGCCUCGAUUCUAAAAUGCAGUGAAAAUUUCCCAGAGACUGAAGCCUUUGUCAAAUUUAAAAAACGUUAUGAUGACCUCGAAUCCCAACAGCAACGGAGCUUGUUGUAUUUCUCAUUUUUCCCGGAAAAUUCUCUGAUCAGGAAAAAGGUCCCCACUUACUUGUGGAUGGGAGAGGAAUUCCUCCAAUCCACUGCUGCAGGAGAUUGGGAGGUGAUUGCCGAUCCGUUGUUUGAACAGCUAAUUGCCAAGGGAUUCGUUGAGCCCGUCGAAGAAAAGGGCAAAGGAGACUUCAAUGUAUGCUCGGUAAAGCCAGAUAUUCGAUCAGCUUUGCUCAAAAUAGCUCAUGCUAGGGGCUUCUUCGAUUCAGAAGGCAACCCCACUGCCAGUUCUCUCAGUGCAUGGUUGGAGAAAACCAAAGAAGGGUCAUUACAACAUCUAUCCAAGUUCUCAAAUCACGACAAGCUCCAGACUUUAUUCAAUAUCAACGAGAAUUGCCUCGACUUCCCGAGCCGCUGGUUAUCAAAGACGAAGAACAUCGUAGUGAUUCAUCUGGGAAAUUGGAGCAGUAGUUCCACAGACAACUACAUUGAAGUAGAGUGUUUGAGCCUCAAUGGGAUCUGUGGAAUCACACAACUUCCAGAUUCCAUUUCCAAAUUAGACCAUCUCAACAUAUUGGACCUGAAAUGUUGCCGGGAUUUGGAGAAGUUGCCCAAGGAGAUAGGUUUGCUCAAAAAGCUAACGCACUUGGACGUGUCCGGCUGUUACCUGUUGGACGAAAUGCCCACGGGACUUGCAUCACUUUUGGAGCUCCGAGUUCUCAAGGGAUUCAUUGUUGGUCGAUCAAGGAAAGGCACUAAGCAGUGCACACUUGGUGAUUUGGUGAAAUUGGAGAAGUUGAGGAAACUCAGCCUCUAUGCUUACAAAGAGACCACUGGAGAAAAUGGAGAGCUAAACUGCUUAUCAGAGUUUCGAUCAUUGCGAAUAUUAGCAAUAUCGUGGAUUGCACCAAUUCCUGAUCCCCAAUCGAAGCCAAUCAAUAAGCUCAACGGCACGAGUGUGGCGUCCCCAUCACUUCCUGCUAGCUUAGAGAAAUUAGACUUGAGGUGUUGGCCUUUGUCGUCGAUGCCCAGUUGGAUAAAGCCAAGUGAACUCAACAGCUUGAAGAAACUCUACAUCAGGGGAGGAAAGCUUUCGCGGAUGCAGAUUAUACAAGCAGAGGUGUCAAAGUCAGCAGACUCACCACCAUGGAUGGUCAAGAUUUUACGUCUCAAGUUCUUGAGAGAACUGAGGAUGGAUUGGGAAGAAGUGGGUACAUUAUUUCCAAGCUUGGUGUACUUGGAGAAAGUGGAUUGCCCUCAGCUCUCGUCCUUUCGCUUUGAGGGAAACGUACCAUGGUUAGGAGUUAGGUCGGUUUUCAGAGCAACUGACGAGAGUACGUACCUCGAUCCAGAGCUUCAAAUCUCCGAAUUGUGCCUUUUUAAACUACCUAUUUUCCAAACGAAUGUUGUUGAAGUUGGGUUUUUUGUCCGGAUCGAGAUACACCUUAAAGCUUUAAGUCGCGCCAUGGUAACUAAUGCGGCUCAUGUUUUACUUGUAUAUAUAGCUGAAGUCGUGGUCACAAACAUGCAUGUGUGUGAUAUCAAUGCUAUUAAUUACUUGGGCAACAACGGUCGAAGCCCUCACUCUGAUGCUUAA
Rhododendron vialii is the source of this 2079-nucleotide messenger RNA. Its product is annotated as disease resistance RPP13-like protein 4. Bases 1 to 2079 code for a protein of 692 amino acids. The record is from RefSeq and is a predicted model, not a curated record. Gene Ontology annotation, biological process: defense response to other organism. NCBI's taxonomy places the organism in Eukaryota, Viridiplantae, Streptophyta, Magnoliopsida, Ericales, Ericaceae. The transcript is spliced from 5 exons.